Drosophila eugracilis is the source of this 1023-nucleotide messenger RNA. RefSeq names its product ADP-ribosylation factor-like protein 3. The record is from RefSeq and is a predicted model, not a curated record. NCBI's taxonomy places the organism in Eukaryota, Metazoa, Arthropoda, Insecta, Diptera, Drosophilidae. The coding region runs from base 310 to 912 and encodes 200 amino acids. Gene Ontology annotation, molecular function: GTPase activity; GTP binding. The transcript is spliced from 3 exons. Gene Ontology annotation, biological process: cilium assembly. Gene Ontology annotation, cellular component: cytoplasm; microtubule cytoskeleton.
CCGCUGGGGCCAACCUCUCUCUUUCGCUCCUUUGCAGCGGUUACUCGGCGACGUAUGUGUUGUUGCUGUUGCCGCUGCCGGAAUUUGUUGGAGCGUUGAGCGAAUUUGUUUUUUAGUAGUUGUGCAGCGCUGAACCUGUGAUGUUGUGUUUGGUGGUUAAAGUUGAACCAUUUCCCGAGUUCUCAAUCCCGGAGUGUUCCUGAAUUGACCACCAAAAAACACCGUCUUAUUGGAUCCCGGGAAUAUAUAGAUAUAGUGACGCCGUAGAUUGUCCCGCUUGCUGGCCACCAUUCCCGCGUAGAUUAUACGAUGGGUCUGCUAUCGCUGUUGCGUAAACUGAGACCAAAUCCGGAGAAGGAGGCACGCAUCCUGCUGCUGGGCCUGGACAAUGCGGGCAAGACCACAAUACUGAAGCAACUGGCAUCGGAGGAUAUAACCACGGUGCGUAUUAAAGCGGCGAACUUCUUCCGUUUUCCCCAUAAAAUACGGAGUGAAAUCCCGCAGGUAACGCCCACGGCCGGAUUUAACAUCAAGUCCGUGGCAGCCGAUGGAUUUAAACUCAAUGUUUGGGAUAUCGGAGGUCAAUGGAAGAUACGACCAUAUUGGAAGAACUACUUUGCCAAUACGGAUGUGCUGAUCUACGUAAUUGACUGUACUGAUCGAGCUCGACUGCCUGAAGCGGGAAGCGAACUCUUCGAGAUGCUGAUGGACAAUAGGCUAAAGCAAGUCCCAGUGCUGAUUUUCGCCAACAAACAGGACAUGCCAGAUGCCAUGAGUGCCUCGGAGGUGGCCGAGAAGAUGAGCUUGGUGCAGUUGCAGGGACGAACCUGGGAAAUCAAGGCCUGUACUGCCGUGGAUGGCACUGGCCUUAAGGAGGGAAUGGACUGGGUCUGCAAGAAUAUGAAGAAGUAAUCCUAAAAAACAUAAAAAUCGCCUGUUAAGUUUUCUCUAAGAUCAAAAUAUACGUAAAUUUAAUAACCCUUUAAAGAUAUAUUUUAAACUUUAAUUUAGCACUACAAAGAA